Molecule: messenger RNA, 686 nt
Organism: Hevea brasiliensis (rubber tree)
Lineage: Eukaryota; Viridiplantae; Streptophyta; Magnoliopsida; Malpighiales; Euphorbiaceae
Exons: 3
Coding region: 316-510 (64 amino acids)
Source: RefSeq, a predicted model, not a curated record
CAAGUGGGCAUAUUCCCAAGACCAGGAGCAUCGCUUUUGCCUCUGAUGUUUCAUGUAAGACCUUAUUUGUAGCUCCAUCAGAGAAGGAAAAGAAGAGGGUGUGCUUUUUAUAUACAUCCCUUUCGCUCUCUCAUUUCCUCUUUCACUCUGCAAAUACUAUCGUUGUCAGCACAAGGACAUCUUCGGUUCUGAAAUUCAGGAGCAGCUCAUUGGUAGAACUUCAGGUGAAGGGGUCACUAAGCAGUCGGACAGCUUGGUUUUCUUUUCUUAAGUUUGGCUGAUUGCUGUGGGACAGAACUUCAGGUCGCACAAGAAAUGGCAGUAAAACCAACAGUUGCUUUGAGGGCUAUGCUUGUUGGAGGGAUAGCCGUAUUCGCAAAAGUGGCAGGUGCAAUGAAGGCUGCUGGUGGUGCUAAGCUGGGGGCAGCAGCAACAGCCAUGACAAUAGCUGCAAGUGCUGCUAUGUCAGGAUCAAAACAAGAUUCAAAGGAUGCUUCACCUUCAAAAUAAUUUUCUAUAAAAAAUUUUGGCUCUAGUUGUAACAUUACUAUGUAGCGUAGUUACUUUUCAAAUCCUCAUAGGCAUGCUGGGGGAAGAACGGCUUUGUUUGUAUUGUAAACUUGAUGAAGAUUGAAUGUCUAAACUACUGGAAAUAAAAGAAACAGCGCAUUUGAUUUGGAUCAUAA